CCCAUUUCCUCAUUUAGUAACCCUGAGGGUGUGUGUUAUGUAAUCUUUUAAAGGUAAUACAAUAAACAGGUGAUCAUUAAUUGACACAUGGCCCAAGCCAAGUCUUCUACAUGGGACUAAUUUCUUUAUUAAACUUAUCAAAGAACUGUCUAGAGAUAAUUGUAAUGAGUGGGGGUGUUACCUGGACUAAAGUCAAAAGAUCAUUGGUCAAUGAGAUUGAAAGGACUUGACAGUGUCAUUCCAUGUUUAGAGAAGGCAGGCAGAUUAUUGGUUAAGAUUAAUCCAUGUGGAUUUGGCAGUUUGAGAAAUUUAAAACAGGAUAUACACAUAUGAAUUCUCAUGUCAUACUAAAUAUUUAACAUUUUGGAAAGUUGAGAGAAGUGCAUACACGAUGACUGUUAUAACAGCCAAACAUUCUUUGAAGAAAAAUGUCACUAACUCUGUGAGGUCAAGAACACCAGUGUACAUGUCCACACCGCAGAUGACCAGAACAGGACUGUUUUCUGCAUGUGUAGCUCUGACUCCUAGAUAUCAUUCUAUAAAAUCAACAACAAGAGUUCAAAGAUCACUUAACUAUUCUACAGUGAAAGUCACCCCAGUAAAGCAGAAAAAGUUUUCCAGCAAAAUUCCAACAAUGUUACAAUCAACUAGACGAAAUGCAAGUAGCAUUAAAAAGGCUAAGAAGCAAAAAUCUCUCCAUAACAAGAGCUCAGUUCAGCCAAAUCCAACAAAACGAAGAUUGUUUGGUAAUCAAAAGAAUUCUUCAUACAAGUCAAAGUCUCCUACUACAGUACUGACAGAUAUAACUAACCAUCAGACUGAUAUUCCACCAGAAUCAGACCUUCAUAGCUAUCAAUUUGAUAUUCCACCAGAAUCAGACCUUCAUAGCUAUCAAGUUGAUAGUCCAUCAGAAUCAGCCACUCAUCACCUUCAAGAACAUUCAUCACCAAUCGCUACACACCAGGAGAAACCUGUUCUGAAAGACACAUCAUUUGUACACAGCAAAAACUCUACCAAGCAAGUGGCAGAUGAUUGUGUGAUUAUUCCAAAAUACUAUGAUUGUAAUUCUAACAUUGUUACUCUGGACCGUAAACAGAAAAAGUCUAAAAAGCCAUCAAAGAAAUCCAAACGUUCAAGACAGCGAUGUGGUUGUAUAAUUUGUGUAAUGGAGAAUUCUAAAUUUGUGUUUUCUACAGAACUAUUAUUUACGUCGUGUGUAAAAUUUGUUCUCAAGUUUUUAUCAUGUGUGGAUGGUUUCUUCCAGUGCAAAAAGUUCAGUGGGUCUGGGACAGUAUGAAAAACUAUUUAUUGUAAAAUUGAACUGUUAAUUGAAAAGGCUAUGUGAAAUUUAUAAGCUGUAUAUAUAUAUAAUGACAUUAUAAGCGUCAUUGGACUCCAUUUAAAUCCAUGGAUAUUAUUUCAGUGCUGUGUUACCCUUAGUGCUUCAAGUUUAUAUGUGUUGUAAAUGUAUAUAUAGAUGUUGUCUUUAUGUGAUCAUUGAUGUAUUUAUUAAAUAUGAUUUCAAAUUUU
Mytilus trossulus (common blue mussel) is the source of this 1530-nucleotide messenger RNA. RefSeq lists its product as uncharacterized. Lineage: Eukaryota; Metazoa; Mollusca; Bivalvia; Mytilida; Mytilidae. The transcript is spliced from 2 exons. The record is from RefSeq and is a predicted model, not a curated record. Bases 392 to 1297 code for a protein of 301 amino acids.